Messenger RNA from Prunus avium (sweet cherry), 2246 nucleotides. Lineage: Eukaryota; Viridiplantae; Streptophyta; Magnoliopsida; Rosales; Rosaceae. The record is from RefSeq and is a predicted model, not a curated record.
AUGCGGUGAAGGAAGUUUUCCUUGAUAUUGCUUGUUUCUUUAAAGGUGCAGGCAAGGACUUUGUGAUUGAAAUACUAGAAGGUUGUGACCUCAACCCUAAGUAUGAUCUUGAAGUACUCGUGGAAAAGGCUCUUAUAAAUAUUACAAAAGAAGGCUACAUUUGGAUGCAUGACUUGAUACAAAAAAUGGGUAAAGAAGUAGUUCGCCAAGAGUCACCAACUGAGCCCGGAAAACGUAGUAGGUUGUGGUUUCACGAGGAUGUUUACCAUGUUUUAACAGAAAACACAGGAACGGAUAAGAUCAAAGGUAUUAUGGUGAAGUUGCCUGCUGGGCUUGAGUCAGAUGAGGUAUGUUUGAAUGCUGAAAGCUUCUCAAAGAUGAAAAAUCUUCGACUUUUUAUAAAUCAUAAUGCGCGCUUGUCUGGAGAAGUUGAUUAUCUUCCCAAUGAGUUGAGGCUCCUUAGCUGGCCUGAAUAUCCGUCACAAUCUUUGCCAGCCAAUUUUAAUUCAAAGAAACUUGUUGAUCUUACUUUGCCUCGCAGCUGCAUUUUACGACUGGAUUUGCAAUUCAAGAGUUUGAAAUUUAUAAAUGUGGAGCACAGCAAAUUCCUAAGAAAAACCCCUGACUUCUCUGGAGUCCCAAACUUGGAGAAUUUGAAUCUGAACUAUUGUACAAGUUUAGUUGAGCUUCAUCCUUCUGCUGGAUUCCUUCAAAAGCUUGUUAAGUUGAGUCUUAAGGGAUGCCGUAGUCUUACUCUGUUUCCAAGAAUUGUCAACUUGAAAUCUCUGCUGGAGUUGAAUCUUUACGGUUGCAUAAGUCUUGAGAAUUUUCCUGAAAUUACGGGGAAGAUGGAAUCUUUGAAAAACCUGGGUCUAUCAAAUACUUCCAUCAAAGAAUUGCCUUCAUCGUCAAUUCGACAUUUCACUCGUCUCGAGAAAUUGUAUUUAGCCCGAUGUAAAAACCUUACAAUUCUGCCAUGCAGCAUUUAUGAGUUGAAGCACCUAGAGGAAAUUUCUGUCAGUAAUUGCUCAAAAUUUGUUUCAUUUCCUAAAAUGGCGAAGUCUGAAGAUUCAAGGAGUGCAGAAUCACUUGUGACUCUUCAUGGAGGCAAUUUAGCGUUUCCCAAGCUAUCUAGAUUCUAUGUGGGGGGAUCCAAUCUUUCAGACAUUGCCGAUUUCCUUCUGACUCUUGAUUGCAUGACCACAUUAACUAGACUUGAUCUAUCAGGAAGCAAUUUCGUUAGUCUUCCCAUAUGCAUUAAUAACUUUGUCCACUUGAAUGAACUUUGGUUGGUUGGUUGCAAGAGACUUAGAGAAAUUCCAGAUCUUCCACAAGCAUUGCGACUUUUAGAUGUGAGUGAUUGCUUAUCAUUGGAAACAGUUUCAAAAUUGUCCAACAUUUUGGAACGUAAAGAGUCUCAAAUGUUCAUGGAAAUGUACUUGACUAAUUGUUGGAGACUGCGUAACAAUCUGGUUCGAAUUGCAAAGAAGAAAAAUAUGUUCAUAAAUCAAGUCAAUCUCUUCUCUCUCUUUCUCUCGUCUCUCACAUCUUGUGUCGUGGUUGAAUUUCCAGGAAGUGGAAUUCCAAAGUGGUUCAGUUAUCGUAAGGAUUUCAAGGAUCUUUGCGAAUGUCAAUUCUCUAUUAAAAUCCCUCAAAAUUUCAAUUGGGAGAACAAAGGAAUUUCUUUUUGUGCUUUUCUCGAAAAGACCAAAAAUCGGUUAUAUAUUGAUGUUAAACCCAGCAUCAGGGAGUUUGCUAUUGAUGUAUACUUAAAUGAAGUAUACCCUGUUAAUAUUCGUCCAACAGGGAAAGCCUCAAGUUUCGUGUCACUGUCAUAUAUCCCUUUCCAUCAUUUGAUGUGGGCAAGAGCACGCUUUUGGGAGACUGAACGCAUGAAAAGAACAUGGGUGAUGCCGCCUUAUUUGCCUACAAUCCGAGUUCAUUUUGUGCGUAUUAGCAAAGCUGUGAAAAGCUGCGGAGUCCACCUAGGCUUUGCAUGUUGCCUCAUGUUGGGGAGAGAAAGACGGAAAUUAAUGAAGCUGUUGUUCCAGAAGAAAUUGAAAGCUCGUCCUUCAUUCGAUGUAGAUACUAGUGGACUUAAAAGAAAGGAGGUGCAGUCAUCAACCCCAACAAUGCUGUCCAAGUUCAAGAGUUGUUUUCGCAAGUUUAAGAGGGCUUUCACAAAUGCAACUACUGCUAAUGAGGCAGUAAAGCUCCGGUCUUGGCCCCCUACCACUGUUGUGUAG